AUGCAACCUAAUGGCGAGACAAAUGGCAGCACGACCAACGGCACAGUCACGAAUGGUGCUGCAAGCAAUGGCAUUGCAGACAGCAUUACAGCACCACUGAAGAAGGUCUUCGCGCCACAGCCCAACGCUCAAGACGACCGUCUACACAGUAUUGAGGCACAACUAUCGAAAAUCACCUCGCUGCUAGAAAAGCGUGAGCCCAAAGAGGAGCCUGCUGCUGUCGCGUCCCAUGUCAACGGCACAGCCAACGGCACUGUCGUGGAAAGCACGACAGUCAACGGUCAUGCAGCUCUCCCAGAAUCGAACUCACGGCGUGUGGUCAUCAUAGGUGCUGGCAUUGUAGGCACCAAUCUGGCCGACGAGCUAGCCUCGCGCGGCUGGAAAGAUGUUACCGUUGUGGAGCAAGGUCCUCUAUCAAUGCCAGGUGGAUCUACCUCACAUGCACCAGGAUUAGUGUAUCAGACGAAUCCUUCCAAGACCAUGGCUAAGUUCGCCACAUAUACUGUCGAGAAAAUGUUGUCGUUAGAAAAGGACGGCCAGAGCUGUUUCAACCAGGUCGGCGGUCUAGAAGUAGCGACUACUCAAGCGCGUCUCGAAGAACUGAAGCGCAAGCAUGGCUGGGCCUCUUCUUGGGGCAUUGAAUCACAUCUGAUAAGUGCCGAAGAAUGCUUGAAGCUUCAUCCAGAAUUGAACAAGGACUUGGUACUUGGCGGCAUACACAUACCAAGUGACGGAUUGGCACUGGCUGCGCGGGCGACACAAUUAUUGAUCGAACGCUCACGUAAUGCUGGCGUCAAAUACGUUGACAAGACAGCCGUUACAGGGAUUGAGAAGGCUGACGGUCACGUCACAGGCGUCAAGACCGACAACGGCUUCAUACCUGCCGAUAUUGUGGUUUCUUGUGCUGGCUUCUGGGGCGUCGAGAUUGGUGCUAUGGUGGGCUUACCCGUUCCAUUGCUGCCUCUGGCGCAUCAAUACGUAAAAACGACGAGCAUUCCUGGCCGUGCUGAACGCAACGCUCAACCGAAUGGAGCCAGCCUACCAAUUCUGCGUUAUCAGGACCAGGAUCUCUACUACCGUGAACACGGAGACCAGAUCGGUAUUGGGUACUAUGGCCACAAACCUCUGCCAGUCGUCGCUGCCUCUCUAGGCAGGACUCCGGAAGAGGUCCAUGAGAAGAUGAUGCCAUCACGUCUUGAGUUCACACGGGAGGACUUUGAACCGGCUUGGACCCUGUCUAAAGAAUUCCUACCUGCCCUCCAACAGACUGAAAUUGCUGACGGUUUCAAUGGAAUUUUCUCUUUCACUCCUGAUGGUGGGUCACUUGUUGGCCAACAUCCUACCCUCGAUGGUUUCUGGGUGGCCGAGGCAGUCUGGGUGACACACUCUGCCGGUGUAGCACGAGCUGUCGCUCAAGUCCUGACCACGGGACAUUCCGACGUUGACCUGGCUGAUUGUGAAUUAUCGCGCUUUGAGGAGGUUCAACUUACUCCAGAAUACGUGAUGGAGACUGCGUCACAAAACUUCGUCGAGGUAUACGACAUUAUUCACCCUCUACAACCUAAAGAAUCCCCACGCAAUCUACGUGUAAGUCCUUUCUAUCAGCGACACAAAGAGCUUGGAGCAUACUUCCUCGAGGCCGGCGCUUGGGAACGUCCAUAUUGGUUUGAAGCAAAUGCAGAUCUGGUCAAAGACCUGCCAGCAGAGUGGCAGCCAGUUGAACGAGAUGCAUGGUCGAGCCGAUUCUACUCACCUAUCGCAGCUGCAGAGGCAUGGAAGACACGGACUGCUGUCGCCAUGUACGACAUGACGCCACUGAGGCGACUUGAAGUGUCUGGUCCAGGUGCGGUUGACUUGCUGCAAAGGCUUUGCAGUGGUGAUGUCUCGAAGCUGCCAGGUCCAAAGACCGGUCCAGUCACAUACACAUUGAUGCUCAAUGAGGAUGGAGGCGUACGAAGCGAUAUCACAGUUGCCAGACUCACUGAAGAGCUGUUUCAAGUCGGUUGCAACGGACCCAUCGAUCUAGUAUACCUCAAACGUGAAGCACGAAAGCAGAUGCAGAAGACUCCAGCUUCCUGGGUUCACGUACGCGACAUUACAGGCGGCACAUGCUGCGUAGGCCUGUGGGGGCCACGAGCACGCGAUGUAAUUACAUCGAUAAGCCAAGACAACUUCUCUCCAAAAGGCAUGGGCUACUUCCGCUGCAAGAGAGCGAGCAUAUCGGGCGUUCCAGUCACAGCCAUGCGUCUAUCAUACGUCGGCGAGCUAGGCUGGGAAAUCUAUACCAGCGCCGAGUAUGGCCAGCGACUCUGGGACGCCCUCUGGAAGGCUGGUCAGAAGCACGGCAUCAUCGCGGCUGGCCGUGUGGCUUUCAAUGCACUUCGACUUGAGAAGGGAUAUCGAGCUUGGGGUACAGACAUGACUUCUGAGCAUGAUCCUUACGAGUCAGGUCUCGGAUUUGCCGUCAAAGCUGGCAAGAAGGACUAUAUAGGUCAAGCAGCACUCGAUGGCCGCAACAAUGACAAUGUGGCCAGACGACUGACUUGUCUGACUAUCGAUGACGGGAAGUCGGUAGUCCUUGGAAAAGAGCCUGUCUUCCACGAAGGCAAGGCUGUCGGAUACGUCACGAGUGCAGCUUUCGGCUACAGUAUCGGCAGACCACUAGCCUACGCAUGGCUGCCAAGCAAGUUCGCUGUGGGUGAUGCUAUGGAACUUGAAUAUUUCGGACAGAGGAUCAAGGCUACCGUUGCUGCUGAACCAUUGUUCGAUCCAAAGGGAGAACGGUUACGUGGAUGA
Molecule: messenger RNA, 2796 nt
Organism: Lithohypha guttulata
Lineage: Eukaryota; Fungi; Ascomycota; Eurotiomycetes; Chaetothyriales; Trichomeriaceae
Exons: 1
Coding region: 1-2796 (931 amino acids)
Cellular component (GO): mitochondrion
Molecular function (GO): protein binding; oxidoreductase activity
Source: RefSeq, a predicted model, not a curated record